AUGGAAACAAAAAUGCCAGUUGCUGAAUUUUCCUUAGAUGGAUUGGCUGAUUCCUUAAUUUGUCAACUUGACCGUUCAAGAAUCUUUCCUCCUUAUCAUAACGAUGCAGAAGAAUAUGUUAUAGCAGCACAUUCAAAAAAUAAAAUACCGAAAAGGUCACCAAAUGCAUUUCUUCUUUGCCGUAAAAAUGUUCAUAAAGAAGCAAAACGACUUGGCGUUUCCAAUAUGCGAGUAAUAAGUAAAGUAACAGGUAUUCUUUGGCGCGAAUCAACUGUUGAAGAAAAAGAAGUUUAUGAAGAUCUUUCAGUAAUCGCCAACAGUCAUUAUAUCUCUAAUAGUAGAUAUAUGCCUUAUGCAAUUCCAUAUCCACUAUCUUCGCCUCAGAAUAUGUAUUUCCCACCUACUAAUAGCGUUAUACAAAAUAAUCUACCAGUUGAUAUCCUAUCCUUUAUGCAUAUGAUUCAACCAAAUCGUGUUCAUCAGCUUUAG
This is a messenger RNA of Dentiscutata erythropus, 489 nucleotides long. Lineage: Eukaryota; Fungi; Glomeromycota; Glomeromycetes; Diversisporales; Gigasporaceae. The record is from the annotation of a GenBank genome assembly.